Molecule: messenger RNA, 1355 nt
Organism: Cuscuta campestris
Lineage: Eukaryota; Viridiplantae; Streptophyta; Magnoliopsida; Solanales; Convolvulaceae
Source: the annotation of a GenBank genome assembly
CAGAGAAAUCCAGAGAGAAUUUCCUCCCAAUUAUUCUUUCAUGGUAUCAGAGCCAAAACCCUAGAAAUUUUCUACGACUACUGUUCACGAUCGCCCGGCAUGGCGUCCAUCGAUCGUUGCUCAGUUUUAGUCGAUUGUUGCUGUUGCCGGAUAACGAAACGGUCGACCGUUGCUCUAGAACGGUCGAGCACGUCGACCGUCCCGUCGGCAGAUUGUUUGAUUGAUGCUAUUGUUGCUUCGUCCGCCAACGCCGUACGCCACUCUGCUACCGCCAUGGCCGAUGAAGAACCAAGGAAGAUGUUUUUCUCGCUAUCAUCGUGUGUUUCUAGCUUGAAGCUUUCAGAAAUUGGUAUGGGUGAGCAGGAAGGAGGACUUUAUUACUUUAAGGAGCCUGAAAAGAAGAUGGUGUGCAGUGCGAAAAAGGAGAGUAAGUUUGAUCUUUGGCACAAACGACUUGGACAUCCUUCCUCUCAUGUUUUGUCUCUUGUUCCUGAAGUUGGAACAAGUGCUUCUCUUAAUACAGGAACCACAAAUGAGGUUAGCUCUUAUGAUGAAGAUGAAGAACUGCGGACGGAAGAACAAAUGGACCGUUCCAGGAGGGACAGUCGACCGGAGGAAAGCAGCAGAGCUGACCGGCUACAGACGGUCGACCUGAUGGACCGUUCCGAUGCCCAAGGUCGACCGUCAGAGAGGCCGAAUGACGGAUUCCUGGGAGAUGACCGAACGGUUGAUCUGGUGGACCGUCCUGAUAUCCACGGUCGACCGUUCGAGAGGCAGAAUGACGGUUCUUUGGGAGAUGAUCAAACGGUCGACCGUGAUGAGGAAGACGGUCGACCGCCUCCGAGGCAGAAAGUUAGCGAUCAAGAACAGCUCCAAACGGUCGACCCCGUGGACCGUUCCACGGACGGCAGUCGACCGUCCCCUUCCCAGCCAGCGGUGGAGAACUUGGGACGUGGUCAGCGUGAGAAACGUCCAAAUGUACGCCUUGCUGAUUAUGUUACCCAUGUGCCUUCACCAAACCGUGGGGACUUUCCAGGAGAAAAGGCUAAAUCAAUUGGUUCGGCUACUAGGUCCGGAUCUGUUAUAAGCCAGCAAAUGGUUGAACAAAUGCGGUUGUUCAAUCUUAGGGAAGAAGAGAGGGAGAAACGCAGGAUAGAGAACGAGGACCUCGAAAUAAUGGAAAAAGACUUAGGUACGUUAACAGGAUUCAAACGAAUGUACGAGAAAAAACAAAACGAGAUCAAGGCUAAAUAUGAUAUGCUUUAGUAUUUUUUUUUGUUAAUGUAGUUUUUUGUUUUUUAAUUUUAAUGUACUUUUUUAUUGAAUGUAUUUUUUAAUGAAUUAUUGGUGUUUAA